Psylliodes chrysocephalus is the source of this 1351-nucleotide messenger RNA. The record is from the annotation of a GenBank genome assembly. Lineage: Eukaryota; Metazoa; Arthropoda; Insecta; Coleoptera; Chrysomelidae.
UCAUGUCUUCUGUCACCAGUGUCAUUAUCAAGAAUACGAACACGAAACACGAACGUGGAUUGACUUUUGAUAUUUACUGUAGAAUAUAAAUAAAGUAAACCGACCAAUUAAAUAUUGACAAGAAUCAUUUCGUUUACAAUCAUUAUUGAAUUUAUAAAGUAAAAGUUCAACUAAUUAUCUAACUUUUUUGUUAUAUGUCUGCGGCUAUGCGACAGGGAUAACCUCAAAAAAUGAAUUCUACAAUAUUCGAAUAUUUUAGAGCGGCAUCAUUGCUGGUUUUAACUCCGCAUUGCUUCGACAAUUAUCUUCUGGAUUUAAAUUUUUUAGAUGUACCAUGUUUCAAGUCAAGUCUGAGCAAAGUCUUAGGAGUAGGCAUAAUUCUUGGUUCGUCCACAGUAAAAGUUCCUCAGAUCCUGAAAAUCUACCAGAACCAAAGUGGGAAAGGCAUCAACAUCAUUUCCGUCAUCCUAGAUCUAAGCGCUAUAACCAUUUAUAUGGCGUAUAGUUUCGUAAAAGGGUUCCCAUUUAGCGCUUGGGGUGACGCUACAUUCCUUGCUAUACAGACUCUAAUAGUUGGGGUGCUAGUGUUGUAUUACGAAGGCAAACGCAGUCAAUCUACUGGUUUUUUGGUGGGAUACAUCGUGAUAUGUUACGUAAUGAUGUCAGGAAUGACUUCAAUUGAUACGUUGUGGUCACUGCAGACUUUCAAUAUACUUUUAGUGGUUUUUGGUAAAUUGACGCAGGGUUGGACCAAUUAUCAAAACGGACAUACAGGACAGUUAUCAGCUAUAACACUCGGAAUGUUGUUCGCAGGGUCCCUCGCCAGGAUCUUUACUUCCACGCAGGAGACAGGCGAUAAAGUUGUUAUUUUAACGUACAUUGCUAGUACCUUGGCGAAUUUCGUGUUGGUUGUUCAAAUGUGGUGGUACUGGAACGUCGAUAUUAAGGAAAAAUCAGAGUAAAUUUCGUAUUGUAUAUUGGGAAAGGUUCAUAUUAAAAAUUAUUUUCCUAAUAUGUUCUCGUUGUUUUUACAAAUAUUUAUUUACAAAAAUAUAGAUUUUAAAAGCAUUGAUUCAAAAAUGCCUGCCCACAAUUUUAAUAUUUGUUUAUAAAAGAGUUGUAGGACAAAGAAGUACCUACUCCCGAAGUUAUUUAGAGUCUAACUGAAAUAUAAUAAUCUAAUAUUGCUUUGGAUCAUUAUAAGUAUUAUCCAUUCACUUGUAAUUCAACAUUCAUCAAAUUUUAACAAACGAAAAUGAACGUUUUUCGUCAAUUUUUUUUACGUUAAAAAUAUAACGAAAUGUUAAUUCGUUUCUAUAAAUAUUUAAGUACAAAAUUGUUAAAAAAAGCG